AUGGUCUCCGCGCAGUACAUAACAUCCCCCGGACCAGCACCGACCUUCCAGAAUGGAAAAAGUGACGUCGAUGGAGGAGCUCUAGACGAAUGGGGUGAUGCAGCGCAGGCUUAUCUGGCGAUUAACUCCCCAGGAUACUCAUAUGAUCGGGCUUUGUUGAAAUCUCCUAAGGCCGAGCCAGCUUUCACGUCGCUUCCUACAGGAGCUGCAGCGGAUUUUGGGUACCAGCCUGCAGGCUACAGCGACCAUACACCACAACCGCUGGUAUCUAUCCAGCUUGCCGAUGAAGACGAAGAUUCUCACACACCACUGGGGUCGUCCAAAUCGAAAGGCAAUAUUUACCGGCGAGUAUGGGGCUCGGGUCCGUCCCCAAUUUUGCAGAGGCAAAUCCAGCGCUACAGCCUCAGGAACAAACUGAACAAAAGCCUUGGGGAUCGUUCAUCCAUCGCGGACAGCCCCGGAAAUGCUGCUUAUAAGGCGCCGGAAACGCGCCUCCCACGGGUGGCGUACCUGACACCAGGGACCAAGAUCCCAGCGCCGGGCUCUCCGCUGGCAUACAGGACCACGGCUAGCAGCCCGGGGCCCAAUCCCUUGACGCCGUCCUCAGCAUUGAAGCAAUCACCGGCUGCGGGCUCGGGACACAAGGCGAUUCAGUACCAGCCGCGCGGUUUGGCGGUGAUCCGACACAUGGCGGCCGCCAGCACUAAUAGCAGCGGCGCCUGGCCUGGAACAUCACCUGCUCGGUCAGACGUCGUCGCCAAACCAAGUCCUACCAUGGCCCGGACACUCGAUGGGCUGCUGCUGGCGGAGGACAUUGUUGCAGCCCUGGUCGCCGCCGCGGUGGAGAUGGCAGAGAACGGCGCAAAACAGAGCGCACGCAGCAACGGUGGCACAGCACGCCCACUGCGGCAGAAGCUGGCUGUGGUUUCAGAAGGAGAUCGGGCUGACGUGGCGAGUGAAUAUGGCGAUGGAAAGGGCCCCGAUUGCCGUUGCCAUGUGAUGUGA
Molecule: messenger RNA, 1005 nt
Organism: Volvox carteri f. nagariensis
Lineage: Eukaryota; Viridiplantae; Chlorophyta; Chlorophyceae; Chlamydomonadales; Volvocaceae
Exons: 3
Coding region: 1-1005 (334 amino acids)
Source: RefSeq, a predicted model, not a curated record